AGAGAGUGUGAGGAGUAAAAUGGCUGAGAAACAGAAGCACGAAGGCAGGGUCAAGAUAGGACAUUACAUCCUCGGAGACACGCUCGGAGUCGGCACGUUUGGCAAAGUGAAGAUCGGAGAGCACCAGCUAACAGGGCAUAAGGUUGCGGUUAAGAUCCUGAACAGGCAGAAGAUUCGCAGUCUAGAUGUGGUUGGCAAGAUCAAACGAGAAAUCCAGAACCUCAAGCUGUUCCGGCAUCCACACAUCAUCAAGCUGUAUCAGGUGAUCAGUACUCCCACAGAUUUCUUUAUGGUGAUGGAGUAUGUAUCUGGAGGAGAGCUCUUUGACUAUAUCUGUAAGCACGGAAGGGUCGAAGACAACGAGGCACGGCGUUUGUUCCAGCAGAUCAUCUCUGCAGUGGACUACUGCCACAGACACAUGGUGGUGCACAGAGACUUGAAACCGGAGAAUGUCCUUCUGGAUGGCAACAUGAACGCCAAGAUUGCUGACUUUGGCCUGUCAAAUAUGAUGUCAGAUGGGGAGUUCUUGCGAACAAGCUGUGGUUCACCUAACUAUGCUGCUCCAGAGGUCAUCUCUGGAAGACUGUACGCUGGUCCAGAGGUGGAUAUCUGGAGCUGUGGUGUGAUCCUGUACGCUCUGCUGUGUGGCACUUUGCCCUUCGAUGAUGAGCAUGUACCCACCCUCUUCAAGAAGAUCCGUGGAGGAGUUUUCUACAUCCCUGAGUACCUUAAUCGCUCGGUGGCCAGCCUGCUGAUGCUCAUGCUCCAGGUGGACCCUCUGAAGAGAGCCACAAUCAAAGACAUCAGAGAAGAUGAGUGGUUUAAGCAGGAUCUGCCCAGCUACCUGUUCCCAGACGACGCUUCAUAUGACAGUGCUGCGGUUGAUGAAGAAGCUGUGCGGGACGUUUGUGAGAAAUUUGAGUGCGCUGAGGCCGAGGUGCUCAGCAGCUUGUACAGUGGCAACCCACAAGACCAGCUGGCUGUAGCCUACCACCUCAUCAUCGACAACCGUCGUAUCAUGAACCAGGCCAGUGAGUUCUACCUGGCCUCCAGCCCACCUGCUGGCUCCUUCAUUGACGAGAGCAUCAAGCCACACCCUGAAAGGAUGCCUCCACUGCUUGCAGACAGCCCCAAGGCCCGGUGUCCACUGGACGCCCUGAACACCACCAGACCCAAACCUCUGGCAGUGAAAAAGUCUAAGUGGCAUCUUGGCAUCCGCAGUCAGAGCAGACCCUACGACAUCAUGGCUGAAGUAUACCGUGCCAUGAAGCAGCUUGAGUAUGACUGGAAGGUAGUGAACCCCUAUCACCUGAGGGUGCGUAGGAAGAACCCAGUGACUGGAAACUUUGUGAAAAUGAGCCUGCAGCUGUAUCAGGUGGACAACCGCAGUUAUCUACUGGAUUUCAAAAGCAUUGAUGAUGACAUCAUCGAACAGAAAUCUGGCUCGUCCACGCCUCAGCGCUCCGGCUCUGCCGCAGGUCUUCACCGACCCCGUCUCAGCAUCGACUCUGCAACCGUCGCUAUGGAUAUACCACCACUCAGCAGCUCACUGCCAUGCUGUCUGCCAGGCAACAUGCCCAUGCUGGCACCACGACAGGGCAGCCAUACCAUGGACUUCUUUGAGAUGUGUGCCAGUCUCAUCACUACACUGGCACGCUGAAACUCUCUCUCUCACACACACACACACACACACACACUCAUUUAUGCACAGUUAUAGGAAUCUGUAGACACAUUAGGGGGUUAAACCACAUGAUCUCUGACAGUUCUUAGACAGACAGACAGACAUGCCUACAAACAUGAUGCUUGCUGUUAAACCGAUGGUUCAGUUCAUUGUAGCAGUAUAGCAUUCUGGGGCCUUUCCAGGUUUUAGACUGCUUCAUCCAUUUUCUUUUUAUAUACAUAACAUUUUGAUAAUAUAAUCUAUUUAUAUUCUUUUAUCAAUCACUUUAGUAGCUGAGUUGCUCGUGGAUUGCAAUCAUAUACCAAAAAUUAAGUUUAUAUGCAUUCAAAGAGAGGAUGAAGAUACAUUUAUGAUAUAUUAGAUUUAUUUAUUUAUUUUUAGAGACCUUUUAUGCUAUUUAGUUACUUUUUCUUAGUCGAUUGACGAAUUAAUUGCAGGUAUUCUGAGAAAUGGUUUGUUUUGCAAAGGUUGUGAAAAGUUUGAGCGUUUAGAGCAUGACAAGCAUGUCAGCAGCUGUACGCCAUCGGUGUCGUAGAGCACAACACAGCGAGUGCUGCUGUGGCUUUGCUUCAAGUUCGAGUAGCAGAAGCAAGUAUGCAAUUCCUAGGAUCUUCCAUCUGUAAGUAAAUAUAGAUGGUGUCCUUUAGUGCAGUGCCUUUUCUUUUAGCCGCUGGAUGCUGAACGGUGUUGAACUUUAGCCUGAACUGGAUGCUGAACUCGUAAAUUAAUGGAAUUUUCAGUCAGAGAUUCCGAUAACUCAACAUGGCGUCACAAGCAGAAAGUGAAGAGAAAGAUUAAGAGGGUGAUUGAGUGAGUGCUGUGCUCAGGGUAUCCAGUUAUUUAGCACAACAGUCUUUUAGCACAACUCUGUUCUUUAGCUCAACUCUGGAUUAUGGUCACAAUAAUCGAAAAAAAUGCUCAUCUUGAUAUAGGAAGGGGUUUAUUAUGAUUGCUUCAGGACCGGAAGCCGGAAUUUCUGCUGCUGUGCAUGUUAAGGAUCAGUUGUUGAUCCCUGAAACGUGGACUGAAAAGCCGAUUGUUUGGUGUCUUUGGAUAUUUGUAGUUAAGCCAUAACAAACCUCGAACUAUGGGCACCUUCAUAGAUAACUUCAGUCACUUCUGAUCAUAUCACAUAUUCAACUGACUGUCAAUAAUUAUGCAUUUGCCGAAUUAAUUAAACAGGGGAUUGUGUCUCUUGUCCUGCUUGACAACACGUGUUUUGCUGACUAUGAGCGGAAUCUAUUCCUAAAAACUUACUCAAACAAGUGUUGCCAGGUAAAACAAACCUCGCCCAGUAGCACUUAUGAUGAAUAUGAAGGACGAUAUCGCGAAAAAAAUAGGUUCCCUAUGGGUACAUGUGGCUACUGCUUAUAAAUAAAAUUUUCUGAUACUAUGGCCAUACAGUAAAUAUAGCAUAUUUUAUUUUUUUCGUGGUCCAAAUCCUGCACUCUGAUUGGCUGGCGAGCAGGUCCAUAUCCUACGGUAUGGACCCCAGUUACAGACCCCGGUUAUGGACCUCUGGCGACUCGCUCAUUCACAACAACAAAAAAAAAACAUAGCAUUUUUUUUUUGCCAACAUUUAUCUUUUUUAUAAGGUUUAUUUAUAAGAUUAUCAAAAAUCUUAUAAAUUUUUGCCAGCAUUUCUCAGGUGAAUAGCAUUAAUUUUACAGCAUGGAUAGCGAUAACGACAGUCUUCACAGUGAAAGCGAGUUUUGCUACCCUGAGGAAGACCAAAUAAAAGAAAAACGUUUCAGGAGAAAGCUAAAAACCUGUAAUUUGCUAACGCCGAGCAAAAACAUGGCUGAAUCCUGAAUGACUCCUAUUUGUAUAAAUAGGGGAGUGCAUAGGCGGCAAAAUGUAGUUUUUUUUUUUUUUUUUUUUCCUGCCAUGGAAGUGCACUUGUAUACCGAGGAGGAAGCAAUUUACAUUACAGCCGUGAAUGAGGAUUCAAAAUGGCGGCUCGCCUCGGCUCGGUUUUCCCUUUCGGGCGCUCUUGUUUACUGCUAGAAUUUGCUAAAGAAAAAAAUAAAUAUAUUAUUUACCAGCUUAAGGUCGGUCCGUGUUGGCGCUGUCGCCUCACAGCAAGAAGGUCCAGGUUUGAGCCCCAUGCCCGGCGAGGGCCUUUCUGUGCGGAGUUUGCAUGUUCUCCCCGUGUCCGCGUGGGUUUCCUCCGGGUGCUCCGGU
Messenger RNA from Neoarius graeffei (lesser salmon catfish), 3865 nucleotides. RefSeq names its product protein kinase, AMP-activated, alpha 2 catalytic subunit (gene prkaa2). Gene Ontology annotation, cellular component: cytoplasm. Bases 20 to 1660 code for a protein of 546 amino acids. The transcript has 9 exons. Gene Ontology annotation, biological process: protein phosphorylation; intracellular signal transduction. Lineage: Eukaryota; Metazoa; Chordata; Actinopteri; Siluriformes; Ariidae. The record is from RefSeq and is a predicted model, not a curated record. Gene Ontology annotation, molecular function: ATP binding; protein serine/threonine kinase activity.